CGGGCGGUGCAAUGCUGCGGAUUCGUGUGGGGCUCUCACCCACCAAAACCCCCUCCUCAACAAUAAAGUCGAUAUCUCGGGGACCGUCACCCACGCAGCCCACCCACGCCUCCCACGCACCCCUACCCACACAACCCAACCCUCGCCUCCCACCCACGCAACCCAACCCACGCCUCCCACCCACGCACCCCUACCCACGCAUCCCUACCCACGCAACCCAACCCACGCCUCUCACCCACGCAACCCAACCCACGCCUCCCACCCACGCAACCUCACCCACGCAACCCCACCCACGCCUCCCACCUACCCACACAACCCAACCCACACAACCCAACCCACACAACCCAACCCACGCAUCCCACCCACCCCACGCAACCUCACCCACGCAACCCCACCCACGCAACCCCACCCACGCAACCCCACCCACGCAACCCCACCCACGCAACCCCACCCACGCAACCCUACCCACGCAACCCCACCCACGCAACUCAACACACGCCUCCCAACCCACGCAACCCAACCCACGCACCUCAACCCACGCACCUCAACCCACGCACCCCAACCCACGCACCCCAACCCACACACCCCAACCCACGCACCCCAACCCACACACACCAACCCACGCACCCCAACCCACGCACCCCAUCCCACGCAUCUCACCCACGCACCCCAUCCCACGCAUCUCACCCACGCACCCCAACCCGGCCCAACCCACGCUCCCCUACCCAGACAACCCAACCCACGCCUCCCACCCACGCACCCCAAACCCACGCAUUCUUCCCGCGCUUUCCAACCCACGUUUUUUUUUUUUUUUUUUUUUCCAACCCACUCUUUCUACCCGAGCUUCCCACCCACGCUUCCCUCCCGCCCUUUCUACCUAUGCGUUUUCCUCUGCGACCUAAGAUAUCCGUGA
This is a messenger RNA of Coccinella septempunctata (seven-spotted ladybird), 913 nucleotides long. RefSeq names its product extensin-like. The record is from RefSeq and is a predicted model, not a curated record. The transcript is spliced from 2 exons. The annotation marks the transcript as partial. Lineage: Eukaryota; Metazoa; Arthropoda; Insecta; Coleoptera; Coccinellidae.